Messenger RNA from Achroia grisella, 1536 nucleotides. RefSeq lists its product as uncharacterized. The coding region runs from base 8 to 760 and encodes 250 amino acids. Lineage: Eukaryota; Metazoa; Arthropoda; Insecta; Lepidoptera; Pyralidae. The record is from RefSeq and is a predicted model, not a curated record. The transcript has 4 exons.
UAAAAAUAUGUCUAAAUUAGACGAUUUUUUUGAUAAAAAGAAAGAUGAGGCACCGAUGCUUGAUUUAUCAAAAACUAUUAUUAAUACAGCAGAGGAAUAUAGAGCUGUUUUAGACAAAGUUCCGGACUUCAAAACUAGACCAGAAAAGGUAAAAGCUGAUGAUAUAAAAAUAAAGGACAAAGCCGAAGAUCAUAAAACAAAAACACCUAAAAAAGAAAUUCGCGCUUAUGAAAAGUUAGGAACGCGAGGUUACGAAGAAAAGCAAUUUACGUUUAUGGAUCCUAUACCUGUCGAAAUGAGAGGACUGAAAUUUGAAGAACUAUGUGCCGUGCCCAUAGAAUGGAAAAUGCUCACUUCAAUUAGGCCUAAAUUAAAGUCGGACGAAGAAUAUUUUAAUAGAUUGAUAGAACUUGGCAAAGCUGAAUUAAAAACCAAAGCUCGGGAUAAAAGAGAGAUGACCAAAAAUACUAUGAUCAGGAAAACAAAGAAUCGCUCCGGCGUUACAGAAACUAGAAUCCUGACAUGUCUGGAAUGUGGCGAAGAAUACUGCAAUGGUAAAAUGUGCGCCAUCACAAACUACGAUAUGUUUGCCCGCCUAAAAAUUGAAGUGGAGACGAAGACACGGACUCAGGCGGCGCCUGCGCAAUCUGGCGGCAAAUUACGUCGCCUGAAACGACGUGUGCGACGAAAACCGCGCAGUAAGAGCGCAGCGCCCGUGACACGCAAACCCAAUGUCAAGUCAGGUGCCAAGAGCGAUUAGAAACUAUAUAAACAAACCACUACCGCUAUAAAAGUCUUAUAAAACAUAUCUACUUAAGGGGCCAUCCUAAAAUUUCGUCACACAUUAAAGAGGACAACAGUGUGACAAGGUAGGGGUCCUAAAUUUCAAUUGUCUCAUUUAAAAUAUAAAUAUUAGACUAUCAACGAAUAACUUCAAAAUAUCUUCAAUUAGUCUACUACUGGUUUAAUGCACCAGGCAUUGCAAAAUAUGUCCUCAUACUACAGCAAAGGUCUCAAAAAUGUGACCAGCUGUGACGCAAGGACGCAAUUUAUGUAUGGCCCCUUAAUUAUAAAUGACAGCUGCUAACAAUUCACAAUUGAAAGGAAUUAAAAUCGAUAGGUAUAUGACUUUGAACGAACCUGCUGAACGUUGAAGUUACAAAUUCGCUUAUAAAAGAUUUUCAUUUGAAAUGAAGUCAGAAUGGGUCGGUGGAAAGAAUAUAAAAUAUACCUACGCAAUCCAACUUUACAUUUGGCGGUAGACCCAAAUGUAAAGUUGGUUUCGUUUCUAUAUGCACUCGAAUACAAUUAAUAAUUUAUUUGCCAUUUUCAAUUAUAACAAAUACUGAAUACUACAAACUAUUUGGAUUUUUUAAGUCAGUUAAGAUACUAUUGAAUUAUGAUAGCAUUGUGUGCCUUGUAUUAUGAAAUAUCUAUUAUUAGUAUGUACUUACACUACACGCUUUAAAUUGUCAAAUUAAAUGCAAUAUAAUCAUUAUAGCUGUAAGACGUUUCUCCAAUAUACAAACUUGGAAU